AUGGAAGGUCAGGAAUUUGAUAUCCCAGGCAAUCAAGGCCACCUCUCUGAGGAGGACGUGAAGAUCCCUGGUAGGUCCGGUCAAAUUAUCUACCAAGGAAACCCGGCCUUGUCGCUGCUCCUGUCUCCUCCACUUACCUCACCAUUGAUACCUCUGGACACAAUCAGUUCUAGUCCUCUCCACGAAUACAGCACAGCACAGCCACUUGGUCCCCGUUUCACCGGUGUGAAUGGAGCACACCCUGCUUAUGACCCGAACCGAGGAGCACAGCUCAGGAGUGCCGCGGAUCGCGCAAACCCAUACCGGGAUAGACUGGAACCAAUUGACCAUGCACGAGGACAAGAACGGACUCGCAGCAGAAGUCCUCGCCGACCGGUCCAACCCACUGACCUUCCUGAAUACCGAGAAUUACCACAAGGCCCAUUUAUGGGAUUCAAUCACUUUCCUCGGGAGUUGUAUGUCCCGCCUGGAAUCAAUGACCUGAUGCCUCAAACUCUGCCUAGCUCCUCCCCGACACUAUCUCCAAGCAACACCCAGCGUGGUCGUGGUCGUGGUCGUGAUCUUGCUCUCGAACAUCCAGGGGACUCUCCUAGACAGACUUAUCCUCUACCUGACGGCAACCCGCACGGAUACCACCACCACCACCAGCAACAAGUGCAGGAAUGUGACCCAGGACCAGAAACACACCCGGUCAACCAACAAGAGGAAGAUACCAACGACAACGACGAGGAGCACUUAUGUGAAUUUGCUGCUCCAUGUCGAAUGCAUCCUUCGCCCGAUGGAAUGCACUACCGAAAGGUCGUGUCGCACGUGUUCGGCAGAAACAAGGCCGUUACCAAGCUAUUCCCGCUCGGUGUCUGGGUCCAUUACUGCCGAAAGCACUACCAGCGUGCUCGGUAUCGUGCAGACCAAUGGCCGUUUACACAGUGUGACCUUCUGUUAGAAUCACUGAGCCGAAUGGAGAACUGGAAUGGAGUAGAGAGUUUCGAACUCAUCCUCCGCCGCCGAGAGCAAAUGCGUGUCGGCCGUGAAACCGAAGGCGCACCCACCACCGAGACCUCCAACAAAAAGGAGACUAAUGCCUCUGUCAACCAGGCCCAAGAUCAGGGCAACAACUCUUCGUGCGUCGCUACUCGACCCACAGGCCGUAAGCAUCCGACUGCCAUCAUCGCCCCAGUCCCAGGCUGGCUUCGCCAACACGUUGGUCAUGGCAAGACAUUUCAAGAGAUCCGCAGUAUUAUCGAACUGGUGCGUAACCACAUGGUCAGGCUGCGAAAUCAAGAAAGGGCGCAACAGCAGCUCAAUCAUAUUCCCAAAACUCCGAGUACACCAGACAGCCCUCGGCGAGGUGCACCUUCGAACGGCCGAAAGGGACGUAUCGCUAAACCUGCAAACCGGGACCCCCUACGCCUGCGUGCUAGCACUGUUCGCUUCCCCGAUGUUGAGAUUCUCCCCCAUUUCAAGCCAUGGGUAAAGGAGGCCGCCUUACGGCAGCGAUCUGCGACGAACUGUCCCAGGAACGAAGGGGACAUCAAAGACAAUCAGGCAGAGCAGAGAAUUUUCGGAGGGGGAUAUGUGGAUGGAGAAACCCAGGAGACCCGUGACGGCAAUGCUCGCGCCGAAUCCAUUCAGCCGACUAACGCCGAAUUUGCGACUAACAACACUACACCUUACCCAGAUCGACACCCCGAGUCCACUUCUAUGAUUGAGAUGGCUGGAACCAACCUCUCGCAGAUGCAAUCUCACAUCGGCAGGGCAGGGACCAACCGCGGCCAGUCUGAGAGCCAGCGGCGACGCAGCGAGCGCGUCUACAUUAGAGCCCUCGACCGUGUCUCUGGCCAGGGCUCCAUUAAGAAGCCCAGCAAAGAUGGCGACAAAUAA
Molecule: messenger RNA, 1881 nt
Organism: Penicillium expansum
Lineage: Eukaryota; Fungi; Ascomycota; Eurotiomycetes; Eurotiales; Aspergillaceae
Product: putative pathogenicity factor
Exons: 2
Coding region: 1-1881 (626 amino acids)
Source: RefSeq, a predicted model, not a curated record